AUGGUUGUGAUCCUCUUAAUUCCCGUUCUGGUUUUCGUCGCGCUCCUGCCUACAGGCCUGAACCACAAGUUAGGUCUCUGGACCACUGUCUUCGGUAAUGCUGGAGGGGAGAACGGAGGAAGUCAAGGGGUUUUAGGGGCUCAUGAGACUGCGGGUGAUCGAUAUUUGCUCGGCGUUGGCAAAGCGGACAUCACCGGACCGUGUGUAGAGAUCAACCUCAUGGGCUAUGCAGAUCCAAAUCAGAUUGGUACGGGGUUGCGACAACGGCUCUAUUCUCGAGCAUUUAUUGUUGGCGACCCGGACAAGCCUUCAGAUCGAUUUAUUUAUCUAGUUCUUGACACUCAAUCUGGCGACACUGCUGUGCGAUAUGGUAUCUUAUCCGGCUUACAGGAACUCGGCCAUGAUUAUGUUGACUAUGGUCACCACAACCUGGCCGUGACUGGCACACAUUCGCACUCUGGCCCGGGGGCCUGGCUGAACUAUCUUCUACCGCAAAUAACAAGCAAAGGUUUCAACAAGCAGAGCUACCAAGCCAUUGUUGACGGCGCCCUCCUGUCGAUUCGCAGAGCCCACGAAAGCCUUGCGCCGGGACAUUUGAGUGUUGGCACAACCAAAGUCUUUGGCGCCAAUAUCAAUCGAAGCUUAUACGCAUACCUUAAUAAUUCAGAAAAGGAAAGAGCGCAGUAUAACAUUAGCAGCGAGGAUGACGGCUCUGUAGAGAAGGACUUGACCUUGCUCAAGUUUACACGGGCUUCUGACAGCAAAAGUCUUGGCGUGCUUUCUUGGUUUCCUACACACGGUACAUCCGUUCUUGGGAACAACACAUUAAUCUCAGGUGACAACAAGGGAGUGGCCGCAUACCUGUUUGAGGAAAGUGUCAAAGAUGAUGAAAGUGCUGAUGACAGUUUUGUCGCUGGCUUCUCGCAGGCCAGCGUUGGUGACACAAGCCCAAAUGUUCUUGGUGCUUGGUGUGAAGACGGUACAGGACAAAUGUGCAGCUUCGAGAACAGCACUUGCAGUGAUGGGAGGUCCCAGAAAUGUCACGCCCGAGGACCCUUCUUCCGGGCAGAUGAUGAGGGAACUUCCUCUUGCUAUGAGAUUGGAAAGCGACAGUUUGAGCCAGCUCGGAUGUUAUACGACCAGUCCAACAAAUUGUCCCCAAUCCGUGGUCGUUGGGUCAAAAGCUUCCAUAAGUUUCACAACAUGUCAAACUUUCGGUUCCAAACCACCGACGGAAGACAAGUACAGACUUGUCCAGCAGCCCUGGGUUACUCUUUCGCCGCCGGAACCUCUGAUGGGCCGGGUGCUUUUGACUUCACGCAACAUGAUGGAGGUCCAAAUACUACAUCGCCUGUCUGGCAAGUCGUCGGCGGGCUACUCAAGGCACCUUCCGAGCAGCAGAAAGCUUGUCACGGAGCCAAGCCGAUUUUACUGGAUGUUGGGGAGGUGACUUCGCCAUACCUUUGGACACCGAAUGUUGUAGACGUACAGGUCUUCCGUGUUGGUCAACUAGUCAUCAUUGUCAGCGCUGGCGAAGCAACAACUAUGGCUGGACGACGCUGGAAGAGUGCAGUCGGAAAGGAGAUCACCGCUCUAUUCGCAAACGAAGUUUCGUCCUCGCCACCAGUUGUGGUACUGGGCGGGCCUGCAAAUAGCUAUACACACUACAUCACCACGGAAGAGGAGUAUGAGAUCCAGCGUUAUGAAGGUGCCAGUACUUUGUAUGGACCACAUACCUUGGCGGCUUAUAUCAAUGUGACACUUUCCCUCGUACCAUAUUUGAGUGCGACGUCAACGGGACUACCAUCUCCCGGCCCAAGUCCUCCAGACAACAGUAAUCGGAGCCUCAGUUUCGUUCCUGGUGUCGUUCACGACAGACCACCCUUGUUCAAGAAGUUUGGUGAUGUUACCACCGAUGUAGAACCGGUCGUUUAUCGUGGCAGCUCCGUUUCAGCCGUGUUUGUUGGUGCGAACCCUCGCAAUAACCUUAGGCUGGAGCGAAGCUACGCAGCAGUCGAGAAGCUCAUCACUGAUCUGUCAACUGCGGAGAAACAAUGGCAGCCAGUCCGGGAUGACAGUGAUUGGCAUCUUGUGUUCCGCUGGCGCCGCACGAGCGAGCUCCUUGCCACCAGCGAGGUAACUAUCACCUGGGAGACUGAGCAGUGGGCUGAGCCUGGCAUUUACAGACUGCGGUAUUACGGUGAUGCAAAAAGCAUAUCUGGAUCCCUCACGGAAUUCGAUGGCGUGACUGGGGAGUUUCAACUUAUCUGA
Messenger RNA from Truncatella angustata, 2271 nucleotides. Its product is annotated as neutral/alkaline non-lysosomal ceramidase. Gene Ontology annotation, cellular component: extracellular region. The transcript is spliced from 3 exons. Lineage: Eukaryota; Fungi; Ascomycota; Sordariomycetes; Amphisphaeriales; Sporocadaceae. Gene Ontology annotation, biological process: sphingosine biosynthetic process; ceramide catabolic process; long-chain fatty acid biosynthetic process. The record is from RefSeq and is a predicted model, not a curated record. Bases 1 to 2271 code for a protein of 756 amino acids. Gene Ontology annotation, molecular function: N-acylsphingosine amidohydrolase activity.